This is a messenger RNA of Kluyveromyces lactis, 1344 nucleotides long. RefSeq names its product guanine nucleotide-binding protein subunit alpha (gene GPA1). The transcript has a single exon. Gene Ontology annotation, cellular component: heterotrimeric G-protein complex. Gene Ontology annotation, molecular function: G protein-coupled receptor binding; G-protein beta/gamma-subunit complex binding; GTPase activity. Lineage: Eukaryota; Fungi; Ascomycota; Saccharomycetes; Saccharomycetales; Saccharomycetaceae. The record is from RefSeq and is a predicted model, not a curated record. The coding region runs from base 1 to 1344 and encodes 447 amino acids. Gene Ontology annotation, biological process: G protein-coupled receptor signaling pathway.
AUGGGUUGCGUCGCAAGUACAGGAAACUAUGAGAACGAGGAUGAUCCCUUCAUUCAAAAUAAAAGGGCAAAUGAUCUCAUUGAGCAAAAUUUACAGCAGGAAAGGAAUAAGAAUAAGAAUGAGGUGAAGCUCCUUCUAUUAGGAGCAGGAGAAAGCGGUAAAUCAACAGUGUUGAAACAAAUGAAACUCCUACACCAAGGCGGAUUUACCCAUAGAGAACGAAUGCAAUAUGGACAAGUCAUCUGGGCAGAUGCAAUUGAGUCGAUGAGAACGCUAAUCUUACAAGCAGGCAAGUUGGGCAUCGAAUUGGAUAGUGAUUUGAAAAAUGCACAUUCGGGGCAAUUGGUGAAUACGGAAUUACACCAAUGCAAAGAGAAGAUCUUCCGUGCUAACACAUUGGACCAGAUUGAUGCCAGAAUGGCGGGUGGUUCAGAGUUCCUAAACGAGUAUGUGUUGAAAUAUAAUGGCAUAGGAUCUAAGAAGAAGAGGCAAACCACGCUUGGAUUCAAGGAAUCAAAUGGUGCUGAUCCUGAAGAAGAGGAUGAGACAGACGCUUUCUUGAGUGAAAAAUUAGCCGGGACAAGUUAUACUGGUUCCUCGGAGACUUCAGAGUUGAAACGUAUAGACCAAAGUACCAACGAAGAAAUUGCCUAUGCAAUCAAAAAGCUUUGGACGCAGGACAAGGGGAUCAGACAAUGUUUCAAUAGGUCAAGUGAAUUUCAAUUGGAAGGAUCUGCAUCGUAUUAUUUUGAUAACAUUGAAAAAUUCGCUCGAGUUGAUUAUGUUUGUGAUGACAUGGACAUUUUGAAAGGAAGAAUUAAGACCACUGGGAUCACCGAAAACAGUUUCAAGAUUGGACCAAGCACGUUCAAAGUUUACGAUGCUGGGGGACAACGAAGCGAGAGAAGAAAAUGGAUCCAUUGUUUCGAAGGUAUUACUGCUGUGGUAUUUGUAAUAGCAAUUAGUGAAUAUGAUCAAAUGUUAUUCGAAGAUGAAAGGGUGAACCGUAUGCACGAAUCGAUAGUAUUAUUAGAUACACUAUUGAAUUCUAGAUGGUUUGCCAACACACCUUUCAUACUAUUCUUAAACAAAGUAGAUAUUUUCCAAGAAAAGGUGAAGAGAUCUCCAAUCAGAACAUGGUUCCCCAAUUAUCCAGGGAAACUGGGUGAUAGCGAGACUGGACUGAAAUAUUUCGAAUCAUUAUUCUUAAGCUUGAACAGAAGUAACAAGCCCAUCUACGUACAUCGAACUUGUGCAACCGAUACACAAUCAAUGAGAUUCGUUCUAGGUGCCGUGACAGAUUUAGUAAUUCAACAAAACCUAAAAAAGAGCGGCAUCUUAUAA